Oldenlandia corymbosa var. corymbosa is the source of this 3545-nucleotide messenger RNA. The record is from the annotation of a GenBank genome assembly. NCBI's taxonomy places the organism in Eukaryota, Viridiplantae, Streptophyta, Magnoliopsida, Gentianales, Rubiaceae.
UUUGUUGUUUGUCCUCCUUUGCUUAUAGAGAAACGACAAAAGGAAAGAAGGAAAAAGAAAAAUAUGGGGAACUACCAAGUACCAACCACUUGGUGGUUUUGAGAGGCGCCAAAUGAAGGCAAGAUCUUCUUCGUGUACGGUUUUUUCUCUUUGCACUUCCCACACUAAAAUACUAAAAUCACCGUCCAAGUACUUAAUUCAUCGAAACUAGUAGCCUUAGAUUCUCUUAUAUUUACCUUAAUCGCUACACCUUAAUCCCAUAUGAAAGAUCAUCCAAUCAAUUUCCUUUGUUCCAUCGUGGACUAAUUUAAUACUACAUAUUAUUCAUCUUCCUCGUUGACAGUUUUGAGUUCACAUUCUUAAUCUCCCAGAAGAAGGGGAACCAAAAAAAAAAACAAAAAAAACCAGUGUGUUGAUUCUGUGGAGUUGUGUGGCUUAUCAUUGGAAGAUUCAGAUAAACUUUUUAAAGAAAUUUCCAACUGUAUCUUCAUGAUGUGGAAAUGUUGGUUUCAGCCCUUUUAACGUCUGUGCUUAUUAACUCUGGCCUUUGUGUUCUGUUGUGGGCACUAUAUUCUAGUCUGAGGAAACGACCUGACAAUUAUCGUGUUUAUGCUCCCCGAUUGCUUGCUGAGUGCAACUCUCGAGCUAUUGACACUUUCCGCUUAGAGAGGCUGCUCUCUACUCCAAGUUGGGUGGCACGUGCUUGGCAGACUUCAGAAGAAGAAUUACUCUCUUCUGCAGGGUUGGAUGCUGUUGUUUUUCGACGCCUUAUUACAUUCAGCUUGAGAGUGAUUACUGUUGCUGGAGUUAUUGGGGUGUUUAUUCUACUUCCGGUGAACUUCUCGGGGGAUCAACUUCAUGAUGUCGAUUUUGCUAACUUAACCAGUAAUUCCUUGGAUAUCUUUACCAUUUCCAAUGUCAAGGACGGCUCAAAUAGGUGAACAUGAUGCCUCAUUCCCUUGGUAUAUUUGUUCUUUCAUGUUGAGUUGCUUUGGAGUCUGGAAAUGCUUUUGUGACAGGCUAUGGGUACACUUCGGGGCUGUAUAUGUCGUCACCAUCUUUACUUGUUUCCUUCUUUACAAUGAGUUCAAAUAUGUUUCUUCCAAAAGAAUUUCCUACUUUCUCACUUCAAAACCUCAGCCGGGUCAAUUCACCAUUUUGGUCCGCAGCGUGCCAGUUUCUCGGUGUGGUAGUGUCAGUGACAGUGUUGAGAGAUUUUUCAGGGAAUACCAUCCCAACACAUAUCUAUCUCACGUGGUUAUUAGAAGAACAAGUAAAGUUCGACAUCUCGUUAACGAUGGAAAAAGAAUGUACAGAAGGCUCAUCGACCUACGAAAAGAAAGAUGUGCAGUGAAGUCCCAGCAUGGUGGUCUUUGUGGCUUAUUUAGGCGGCAGAGUGAUAUUGUUAAUGACUAUGAAAGGAAACUAGAAGAAUUGGAGGAGAAUGUAAGGUUGGGGCAGUCAGAAGCUUCACUAGCUGGGGAAGAAGUUCGAGCGGCUUUUGUGUCUUUCAAAACUCGGUAUGGAGCAACAAUAGCUAUUCGCAUGCAACAAGUGGAUGAUCCUACCCAUUGGGUUACCGAGGCUGCUCCUGAGCCACAUGAUGUUUACUGGCCUUUCUUCUCUGAAUCGUUCAUUCGGCGAUGGGUGUCUCAACUCGUUGUCCUUGUUGCAUAUAUCAGUAUCACUCUUUUGUUCCUUAUUCCUGUGGUAAUAGUACAAGGUCUCACCAAUUUGUCUCAGCUACAAGCCUGGUUACCGCCGCUCAAGGAUUUCCUUAAAGAGCCCUUUGUCCAUCAAGUGAUUACAGGAUACCUUCCAAGUCUUAUUCUCCUGUUUUUCCUUUGGUUGAUUCCCCAUAUUAUGAAGUUCUUAUCCUCUGCUCAAGGAUAUAUCUCGCAUAGUGAGAUAAUUAGAAGUGCCUGCAACAAGUUUCUGUGGUUUACCAUUUGGAAUGUCUACUUUGGUAAUGUUCUGUCAGGAUCGGUCUUCAAUCAAAUAUAUACCUUCCUGGAGCCUGCGAAUGUUCCUUCUCGACUUGCUGUUGCAGUUCCUGCUCAGGCAUCGUUUUUCAUCGCUUAUGUGGUCACAUCAGGAUGGACGAGUACUUCUAUAGAGCUCUUCCAGCUGUUUCCUCUGUUUUUGAGGAUUGUAACAAAACCUUUUAAGAAUGCUGCUGGUGUAAUUAAAGUUCCAGCAUUUCGUUAUCAUGCGAUCAUUCCAAGGGUUCUCUUUUUCGGACUUCUUGGCAUAACGUACUUCUUCCUGGCCCCCUUGAUCCUGCCAUUUCUCUUUGUUUACUUCUGUCUUGGAUACAUAAUAUAUACAAACCAGUUCAUUAAUGUGUAUUCACCAAAAUAUGAUACGGCUGGAAAGUUUUGGCCUAUUGUCCACAAUUCAAUGAUAUUCUCUCUCCUGUUGAUGCAUGCAAUUGCAGUGGGAAUCUUCACUCUGAAGAAGAUUUCUCUAGCAUCGAGCCUAUUGUUCCCUCUUCCGAUUGUUACACUGAUCUUCAAUUCCUACUGCCGGAAACGUUUUCUACCCAACUUCAACGCGUAUUCUGCUGAGACCUUGAUAGAGAAGGACAGAAAGGAUCUCAACAAUGCUAGCACUGCUGAAUUUUUCAAUAAAUUAAGUAGUGCCUACCAAGAUCCAGCCUUGUUACCGGUGCGGUAUUCUGCAGCUCCUGAUGAAGAAACUGCUCCUCUUUUAUCCAGUACUGAAACUGAGGGUGAUGGGAUUUCAUAGAAUCCAUAAUGGUCCUGCAUUUUUGCUGGAUCUGUUUGGUUAGAAUAUCAGUUUUUCGCCCCGUUGGCAUAUGAACGAAAAAUUGGUUAGGUUGCGGAAUUGUGACACUUGUUUAUAGUCAACUUCUGCUGUCAUAUUAUUGCUUCAGUUGUACACAGGUAUAUAACAAUGUAAGUUUGUAAAUUUGAUAUGAUAGUCCAUGAAGUACAGGACUACUUCUUUCUUCUGAAGCAUAUUCCCGUUCUAUUAGUCCAGAUCAUACAGGGUUUUACUAAACCAACAAAACUUGCCCUGGCAAAUCUUAAAUCUGCUCAUCUGGAAUCUGUGUCAGCAGCACUGAUGUAGCAAUUGUGACUUGCGACCAAGUUUCACAUCCUUGGCGUCUGAAUGUAAUGUUGAAUUCUUAAUAAAAGUUGGAUUUUGUUUUUCAGGAUUCUCAAAGACACCUUCAACUGUCAAAUCCGAAUUGUGGAUCUUGAGUUACGGCAUCCGCAAGAUGGCUGAUUCUCUGUUGAAUUUCUGCACUUUUUUUUUUUAAUUUUUUUUUUCCUGGACAAGUAUCUGACUUUUGGUUUCGUAUUUGGCUAUCGAAUUGGAUUUGUUUUCUAAGGGUAAGUUGUAGACCAUACUUCAAUGUUCAAUCUGCAAAGAUGAAUUUUAGGCAUCCAAAUUCAAGUCUUGUAACUGAAGCUAAUAUGUUUGUUUCGGUUUUUUAGCGUGUGUUUUUAGGUGUUUUUUAUAUUGGAAAUGUAAAAAAGUGUAUUCGAAAUGUAAAAAGGUUAUGCUGAGAUGUGACA